AUGCAUGAGGGCGGCACCUGCAGCAACAAGGAUUCGAGUCGGCCAUCGACGAGGGCGAGUGCAACAGCCCAUGGCGACAAGCCAGAGAAUGCUGUCGGCACGGACAAGCCCGAUAGGACGAUCCCCAGUGAAGGAGAUUGCAUGCCAAAGUUCAAGAGAGGAAAAACGUGGCGGCUGCACUGCAGUUCUUCCGAGUCUGUGAAAGCGGCUCUAACCUCGAAUGCGGCUGACGCGGCCAACCCGCUGGCCCCGAUGUCGUCGGUGCACUCGAGCAAUGCAGCGUCUAGUCUGGCAGAUGCGCCACUGUGCCUGCUUCCGCAGCUCGCCACAAGCUCCGCUGCCGGUGCUUCGCCGUCUGCAGCGACGAGGCCCCCGAGGGGAGCCGGAUACCCUUCAGGGACCGCGAGGUCGUCUUCCAUUGUGUCCGUGUCGACGGCUCCUCACGACAUGCAGCUCGCGCGGCAGCGGCUAGAGCCGCAGCAUCUGAAGUUGCCCUCGAUGGGUUCCGCCGAUAUGCAUGCCACACGUGAGUCUUUGCUCUCCGACAUUUCCGACACCCUCAGCACCGAGAGCACACCGACCCACAGCCUGCAGGACUGCCAUUCUGCAAACUGUGGCAGCACCAUGAACGCUUUCCUCCGAAAAGCUGAGGCCCUGGAGGCGAAGUAUCAGCAGGCCCCACUGAGCAUCGAAGAGGAUCUCUUCGUUUACGACGACAUUGUCAUCUCAAAGGACGAGGCGCGCGCCAAGCAGUGGCGCCUGGCUGGUCGCAAGCCUCAGCCUGCCAACAUAGAGCCGAGCAGCGACAGUGGUACAAGCAGGACUUUAAAGAAGUUCUUCUCCUUCAACGACUUUGACGUGUGCGUGGACGAGGUAGACUUCAUGCCGCUGAGCCCGGCCACUGUCGAGGCCGCGGCGACGUUGGCGCGGGAUGCGGUUUUGGAGACACCCAAGCACGGCUUGAAGCACAUAACAGUGACGAACACGACAGUCAAGGCGCCGAACACGGUGGCUCACUUCCUGGCGCAGUCCCGCUCAAAGGAACCGAGGGUAAACCGGCCAUUGCGCAGCUUUCAGGUCAAUGUGCUCCUAGGGCACGCGACUCGCGUCAAGUGCAUCGCCCUCUCGCCGGCCGAGACGGACUUUGCCAGCUGCAGCAACGAGGACGCCUCCAUCACAUUGAACAACUUCGGUGUCGGCAGCGAGGUGGGCAUCUUCACGGGCCAUCAUGACACCAUCAUCAGCGCGACCUUCUCACCGGAUGGCAAGUACCUCGCCACGGCCAGCAAGGAUGAGAUGAUGAUAUUGUGGGAUGUGACGACGACGAAGAUCCUCCUAACCUUCGCGCAUCCCAAGGUGGUGAUCUGCUGCUGCUUUGGCCCAGAUAGCAAGCACCUCGUGAGCGGCUGCCAAGACCGCGUAUGCCGUCUCUGGGACACGAAGCGGGGAAGAGAGUGGAUGAACUACACGGAGCACGAGGGCAUCAUCAUUGCCAUCGCGUUCAGCCCAGACGGCAACUAUGUAUGUAGCGCCUCGGCGGACAGGUCGCUGCGGGUGUGGUCGGCCACGACGGCCAAGACGCGGUUCCGUCUGCUUGGGCACGUUGGCAUAAUCCUGUCUUGUAGCUACACCUCCGAUGGGCGUCACAUUAUUAGCAAUGAUGAGUCCCUCUUGCGGGUGUGGUCUGCCGAGGACGGCAGCUGCAAGCUAUCUCUCUCGCCGGUCGACGUCGCUGGCACGUUGCAGCUGAACCACCGCGCGCCGAAGCUAGGAUGGACGUUGUCCAGCGCCGCCCCUGGCUCCUUUACGCGAUUUGUGCUGGUCGCCUGUAACAACCGCUUCGUGUACGUCAUCGACAUCGAUACCGGACGGGAGGUGGCAAGCACUUUCUGCAAAGCCCCCGUGUAUUGUCUUACCGCCGGCAGCCACGAGAAGAUGGCCUUCGGCGACAGCUUCGGUAACAUUUACAUACUUCGCCUGAUGUAA
This is a messenger RNA of Leishmania major strain Friedlin, 1986 nucleotides long. RefSeq lists its product as hypothetical. Gene Ontology annotation, molecular function: protein binding. The transcript has a single exon. NCBI's taxonomy places the organism in Eukaryota, Euglenozoa, Kinetoplastea, Trypanosomatida, Trypanosomatidae. The record is from RefSeq and is a predicted model, not a curated record. Bases 1 to 1986 code for a protein of 661 amino acids.